Molecule: messenger RNA, 834 nt
Organism: Boeremia exigua
Lineage: Eukaryota; Fungi; Ascomycota; Dothideomycetes; Pleosporales; Didymellaceae
Product: alpha-galactosidase A precursor
Exons: 1
Coding region: 1-834 (277 amino acids)
Source: RefSeq, a predicted model, not a curated record
AUGACAAAAGUCCACGCGAUCAAACUUCUUCAGGCCAGUGCUGAUCCUGAUGAUAUCAGCGAGCUUCGUCUUCUCGUAGACCACCAGCACAUCAAAUAUGUCACAGUCGACCCUUACAUCUUCGAUUAUAUGGACCUGAUUUUCGAGCCCACCUUGAUCGAAAUCCUGCGUCCUCUUCUACCAACUGGAGAUUGGAACAAUGCCCGCAUUUUCCAAGCAACUUCUUCAGGAAAAUCCACUAGUGGAAACGCCGAGGUAGCCGAAGUACAGGUUGAGACAUCAAUACAAGUGCAACCCGGGAUCCUUCGGAUAUGGCAUUCACUUUCGAUCGACUAUCUCGAGUUGGAAGUUGGCAGCCGUCUUCGUAGUAAUGUGCGCGAGGCUACAUGCUCGAAAAUCCCUGGCCAAUUCGUUGUCAAGUUUGCCAGAUUCCAUUACGAGAUCGCACAACUAGAACACGAGACAACCGCAUACAAAUGGAUCAACGGGCACAACAUUGGACCAGAAUUUCUCGGGCAUGUAACUGAACAUGGACGAGUGAUUGGAUUCGCCAUGAGCAAGAUUGAAGAAGCUCGACACGCGACACCGGCCGAUCUAGAUAUCUGCCGACAAGCUUUACGCAGGCUGCAUACACUUGGAAUCAAGCAUGGGGAUACGAAUAAGCAUAACUUUCUCAUACACCCACAGGGUGUCACGAUGAUUGAUCUGGAUUUUGCGGAGCAGAACGCUACGGAAGCAGAGCUAAACGAAGAGCUCUUUGGGCUAGAGCAGCAGCUGGCAGAUACCUCAGGGAAAGGUGGUAUUGUUGAGCUUAUCGACAGCACGAAUUGCUAA